CAUCAAAGAUUCUGCAAUGCUUUUGGAUAUUAUCGUAUGGUGAAUGCAAAAAACCCUAUGUAUCCAAAAUCUAGUUUGUGUAAUGAAUGUACUAAUGCGUGGAAAGAGAUUCGACAUAAAUCACAAGAAGAAAUCGAAAGUAAAAUCAGAGAAUACCUGACAACUCCAAUUCCAAUCCAAGGGUUUUUGCAGAUUAGUAAUUCGCGACCCAGCCCAUCUCAAAGUUCAAAAUCCGCUCAAACCGAUCAAGCUCCUCAAAAAACAAUCGAAGAGAAUAUU
Messenger RNA from Funneliformis caledonium, 279 nucleotides. The record is from the annotation of a GenBank genome assembly. NCBI's taxonomy places the organism in Eukaryota, Fungi, Glomeromycota, Glomeromycetes, Glomerales, Glomeraceae.